Molecule: messenger RNA, 714 nt
Organism: Guyanagaster necrorhizus
Lineage: Eukaryota; Fungi; Basidiomycota; Agaricomycetes; Agaricales; Physalacriaceae
Exons: 1
Coding region: 126-575 (149 amino acids)
Source: RefSeq, a predicted model, not a curated record
UACCAACACACCCAGUCCACAAGAAUAUCUCUCGAUCUUCUAUCUCAACAACAUAUCCAUUAACUCUCAUUCUCAUCGACCGGUGACGGAUACUCGAGGCCAUCUUCGUGGUCUUGUGCUGCUUUAUGAGACACUUUGCUCCUACUAUCCCCGUCGCCAAAAUUAAAGAGCUACAGUCUGCAGCUAGGGUGACGCAUGGUCCAAUAGCGCCUGCAGUUGCCCACGACGAGAUCAAGGAGAGCCCUCUUGAACAGGCCGCUCUAGAGCUUUACUACCUCCCAGAUUUUACCGAGAAGGAUUUUGGGCUGAGAGGUGGCAGGUUCUCGCUCGUCCUAUCUCUCGACCUUUCUGCAAUACUCGCAAGUGAAGGGGCGGCACCGGGUGUUUGCCACCUCUCCCCUCUUUCCUGUCGUCAUGUUUUGGAAAAGAAGGAUGUUCGAUCCCUUCGAUGCCGCGGUUUUUCCGCGCCCUCCCUUUCGUGGAACAAGGCACUUCCAUCCGCCGACUACCAUCUAUCCACUGUAGCCGCCUCCGCAUAUUUCUUGACAUCUUCAUUUACGUCGGGAAGCCCAUGAAGAAAAUUUUGGAUAUCUACGUGCCCUAUAUGUACUGGGUGACUCAAACAAGCAAAGUUUUGUUCAUCGAGGCGGUACCGAAGUUGUGCAAAUAUUGCCGUGGUGCCAGGUCUACUUGUACAUGGGAGAAGAUGACAGC